AAUACUUUCAGCUGUUUUGGAGCAUGUUAUUAAUUUAAAAGACUUUAUCGCCAAAUAUUUUUAAGUUAUUUUAUAAAUACUUUGGAAAAUAAUUUUAAAAAUGUUUUUAAAUAUUAUUACAAAGCAAAAGUUUACACUCGUUAUUCGCGUUUACCAAAAGUGUAUACCUAAUGUACACAGUGUUAGAUUUAAUAUAUUUUCUUACCAAAAAAUUGGGUACUGUAAACAUUUGAAUGGGCGGUUUAUUCAUAAAAAUAUUUCGUCAGAUAAAAAUGUGUCCAAACCAACAAUAAAAGUUACUAACCCAACUGAUGUGGUUAAAAAUACUGGUGAACCAUUCAUUGAUAAUGAUACAGAAGCAACACAUGUCAAAUUCAAAACAUUGUUAUAUGAUGAAAACGAGGAUGAAAUUAUUGCCGAGCUUAAUGCUUGUAAGGAUGCAACCCAAUUGAUGGAGUUCAUAAAAGAAUACCGUGAAAGAUUUAAUAGCAACCAUUUCGUUCAGUCGGUUUUGGUUUUUAAAGAUAUUUUUCAAGACUAUAAGAAUAACUUAGUUUCAAAAGAGUUAUUAGAAAUAUUAUUAAAUGGUUUGGAGCCUCAUCUAAAGUCAAUAAAUAUUACAGAACAAAGUUGUUGUUACCUCUGCCUGCGUAAAUUUGAAGUUCCUAACACUAAUUUGGUUAUGCAGCAGCUGCUCUUGGUUGCACUAAAUAACAUUCUUAUUACGUCACCAGAUAAACCAAUUGCAUUACCAGCUUUAUCUCGACUAGCAGUUGGUAUUAACAUUGGCAAUGAUUUCCACGUACCUACGGUUUGUAGCUCAUUUAUUCCACAUAUAAUGUCCCAUAUGGAAAAAUGUGAUAAUGAGGAAGACUUACGACUUCUUUCAAUAUGCAUUAUAAAUCUCCAGCCAUUGAUUACCGCUGAUAUUAUGGAAAAAUUUAAGACAAAAGUAGAAGUUUUAAUUAGAAAUAAUGUAAUUAACGCAGAAACACCAAGAACGGCAAUAAAAUUACUGAAUUUAUUAAAUAUUUCAAAGUGGUCACAAAAAAAUGUUCAACUUAUACGACAGCUUUUAUUGUUACUACAACCAAGUUAUACAAGUCUUAGUAUAACGGAUCUUAAAACAAUAAGCAGAAUUUUUGGUUACCACUUGGAGCCAUCAGCUUUAAUUAAUCCACUUAGCAAAUUGAUGAAAGAUUCGAUUAAAAAGCACCAAACGGUUGAUGUACUCGCCGCCUACUUACCGUUUAUAGAGCCGCGUUGGAGGGAGUCAACAAUUGAAAUUUGUAAAAAUUUGCUUUCUGCUCAAGAAAAAAUACCAACUCCAUAUCCUGCUGCCGAUUAUUUUCAAAUAAUUCGUGCUUUGAAAAUAGCAGAUUCAAAAAUAUGUGAUGCAUAUUGGGCUAAUAUUUUAAAAUCUUUGGAUAUGAAUGAUGAAGAGAAUACACAUCUUCGGUUCCUAAGGCAUUGUCAUCGAUAUAUGCAUUUUAAUAAUAAUUUGGGAGGAACGUAUCGAUUCAUUCCGCUCGAAAGGCGUCUCUCCCAAAUGGCUAUGGAAUUGAUAGAAAGUGAUGUAUCUGGACGAUUACCCUCUAAGUUUGCGCGUUUAGCAUCUUUUGUGUUAGCAUAUGGUCAUACACCUUUUGGAUGGAAAAAGUUUCCUAACGUUAUACUUUCCAAGAUUAUAUCGAUGUCAAGUCAAUUCAGCACUAUAGAUUGUUUUUUUCUCAGUCGUGGCAUUCAUAUUGCUUUGGAAUUGCGAUUUCGUAACACUACCUCACCCUUAUUGGGGAUGCAACUAUCUACUAUAGAUAGCGUACUAACCGAUUGCAUUGGCCGCCAUUUGGAGAACAAGGACUUGGCAAUAUUUGAUUUAAACACUAUAGUAAGGACACUAGGAUAUAGAAAAUCUUUGAAACAUAAAACAAUUUAUCAAGAAGCCUUAGACCGCUACAAUCAACUUGAUUAUAGUGAAAUUAAUUCACGUAUAAUUCGGGAAAUGACAUACAAUUUCAAUAUAUCAAACUGUAUAGUACCUACUGCUAUGGAAGCAAUGUUUACAUACAUUGAAGAUAAUCAUAGACACGUAAUUGGCGAAACUGUGGAAAAAGUUUUAAGUUGUGCAUAUAAUUUGGGUUAUAUUCCACAAUCUGAAGCUGUAUUUAAUAGCGCUGCAUUUAUUUUGAAACGAGACUUCGGAAACAUGAGUGGAUUGUCGAUUGUUCAAGCAUGUCUGGCACUGUGCUACUAUAAAUCGAUUCCAGAAGAUCUUAUUGACAAAGUGUUUUGUGUAAAAUUUAUUCAACGAAUAGAAGAGGAGAUUCACAUGUGUUACUCCAAGGCGACUUAUCCCGAACGGGUACUUAACUUAAUAAUGCAGUUGAAUCGCACAGUGUGUCUGGAUUAUCCGGAGGCGAAUGUACCAUGGUUUCAACAAAACUACAUAGAAGCUCAACUCAGUAAAAAGCCUAAAUCUCGUAGCAAAUUUGGCGAUGAUGUUAAAAAUCUUCUGGGUGCGGUUUUUAGUGACGAUAGUUUCUUCAGUUGUAAUCACAUUACACCUUAUGGAUAUCAAAUUGAUUUUGUAAUUCAUUUCAACAAAAACCGUGAGCCUAUACCUGCUCCAGCAGAAACUACAAUAUUAGAUCGCAUAACAAAAGUUGCAAUAUUGCUGUUGCGGCUAGAUUCUUUUUGUGAAAAUGAUCUGACGGCAUUGCGAGGACCUGAACACCUUAAAACAAAACAUUUAGAAAUGAUGGGUUACAAAGUGGUCCAUAUUAAUGAGCAUGAUUGGAACACAAGAUACAUGAAUUCUUCUGAAACCAAAACAAAUUACCUAAAAUAUCUCCUACAGAUAUAAACAAGUCUAAUAAAUUGUGUACAUAUGUAUAUACCUAUGUAAUUAAAUCGUUAAUUAAUUUUUUUGUUAUGUACAUGUGAUUAGUAAAAAAAUAAAUUGUUAUUUAAGUUCAAUAGGA
This is a messenger RNA of Zeugodacus cucurbitae (melon fly), 2981 nucleotides long. Its product is annotated as FAST kinase domain-containing protein 1, mitochondrial. Bases 101 to 2863 code for a protein of 920 amino acids. Lineage: Eukaryota; Metazoa; Arthropoda; Insecta; Diptera; Tephritidae. The record is from RefSeq and is a predicted model, not a curated record. Gene Ontology annotation, biological process: regulation of mitochondrial mRNA stability. The transcript has 9 exons.